AUGCCUUCGGCACUGGACAUAGACCCAUUCAGCCAGCCCGAAUGGAGUGAUUCGAGUGACUCGACGGAGCCGGGCCCCCUGCCGCAGCUUGGGUACUUCGUUCCCGUGCGGUGCAGGUGCGACCGAGUGACGCAUCACGUGUGUCGGAGAAGCAGACGAGAAUCUCCCCGGUCGCGUCGCUCGGUGUCGCAAUGCUCAUGCAACAGCAUGUCGCGUCGCUCGUCGGCGGCAGCGUCGCCGAUGCCGCUUCCCACUCUCAACAACACCAUGGAGAUGUACGUCGAGCCCGUCGUCGAGGACGUGAGUACCUUUACGUUUCACAUAAAUAAAACCUUUUUCACUAUCAACCAGUAUAUAUUUGUCCUUCUCGCCGACCGCGAAAAUUUCAAAAGCUAG
This is a messenger RNA of Parnassius apollo (apollo), 396 nucleotides long. Lineage: Eukaryota; Metazoa; Arthropoda; Insecta; Lepidoptera; Papilionidae. The record is from the annotation of a GenBank genome assembly.